GUUCCCCUCCCUCGUCCGGACCAGACACCAACCCCCCCGUUCCCAAAUCCCACCAGGCCACCACCCCACCGCCGUCGCCUCCUCAUCGGCGGUGAGCCACCCUCACCUCCACCUCCUCCCCCUCCGCCUAACCACCCGUCCGCUGUAUAAACCCGACUCCGAGCCGACGCGGGCGCGCCCCCUUGCUCGCCCACGCGCGCAUCGGGCUGCGGCUAGGGUUUCAUGCGCCCCGCCGCCGCCGCAGCCGCAGCCGCAGCCGCCGAUGUCGCACGCCGGCAAGUCCGUAUCUGUUAACCUCAACCGAUCGUACGGCCAGUACGCCCCAUCCCAACAUGGCGGCCGCCCCUCCCGCCCCGCUCCACCCUCCACCGGCGGCGGGGGCAUGGUGGUGCUCUCCCGCGGUCGCGGCCCUUCUGCGGCCAAGCCCAAGCUUUCCGUACCUCCGCCGCUGAACCUCCCCUCGCUCCGCAAGGAGCACGAGCGCUUUGAUGGCACCGCCGCCACCAAGGGCCGUGGAGUCUCCUCAGCCCCGGCUCGAUCCGCCGGGGCCGUGGCAGGAUGGACGAAGCCUGCUCCGGCCUCCGAGAAGCCCCCUGGCUCAGUUCCGCUUACUAGCGACGUUGCCAGGCACCCGUCAUAUGGAUUCCAGGAGAAAUCCAACGUCUGGCGGGGGGAGGACUUCCCAUCUCUGAAAGCAGCAGUUGCGCCACCCCCUCCGCCGCCUGUUCAGCAACGCCGCAAGGACAGUGAUGAGGCUCGGGCUGCCACGCCGGAGGCUCGGCACAUGCCCCUUGGCAUGCGGCCACAGGUGAUGCCCUCACGUGGUAAUGAGCCCUUGGCUUCUAGUGGUGGCACAGGUGCUGGUGGCCAUGCUUCAGUGGAGAAGGCACAGAAGCAUGAUUUGGGACCGCUUCCGCUGGUGCGUCUUAGGUAUGAUUCUAAUUGGGCUGAUGAUGAGCGUGAUACAGGGCUGAGCCUACCAGAGCGUGACAGUAAGGAGAGGGGAUUUGGUAGGAGUGAACCCAUGAUUCCAGGGCACAACCUUUAUGGUGCGAUGAGAGAACCCUUAAAAAAUGAGUCUUUCAGGAAAGAUUUGGUUGCUGCAAAUAAAGAGGGUGAACAAGACAGUUUGUGGCGACCUCUUGGGCCCAGCCACAAUAUAGAGAGGACAGACGAUCGCCCAUACAGUGCAGGGAAGGGGAGCAGCGGACAAAUUUACCGUGAAAGGUUGUCUAAUGGUUCCUCCAAGGAUUUGUGGAAUACUAACAGGGAGCCGGCUCUGCGAUCCUAUGGACAGAAUGGGGCAGAACUUUAUGGGAGUGCACGUUUGGGGGAGACUGCUGGCGAACGUUACAGUGAUAAUUCGAAUCAUUGGUACAGAGGGAGUUCUUUUCAUAACAAUGCUGUUUCCAAGAUGCAACCAGUUCUUGGUUAUAAAGGACUUUUACUUAAUGAGCCAGUACCAAAAUUUGGCAGGGAGAAGCCGCUCAUUGGAAGCCCUGUGAAGCCUUUAGUUGAGGAUGGCAGUUUUGAUAGCAUUGCUGCCGUUAAUUUGAGUUCAAUAAAGAAGAAAAAGGAAGCAAUCAGACCAUCUGAUUUCCAUGACCCAGUAAGGGAGUCAUUUGAGGCAGAGCUAGAUAUGAUCUUGAGGGUACAAGAGCAAGAGAGACAGCGGGUAGUGGAAGAACAGGCCAGAGUCAGAGAAAUUGCUCAGAAACAAGAGGAGGAGAGGGAGAAGUUGAUAAAAGAGGAGGAGGAGAGGCGGCGAUUAGUGGAAGAAGAGGCGAAACAGGCUGCUUGGCAAGCUGAGCAAGAGACGCUAGAAGCUGCCAGAAGAGCUGAGGAGCAGAGAAUUGCUAGGGAGGAAGAGAAGAUGAGGGUUGCUAUUGAGGAGGAGCGUCGCAGGGAGGCUGCACGUCGAAAGCUCCUAGAAUUGGAGGCAAGGAUUGCUAGACGACGAGCGGAAUCAGAACUGAGUGAUGGAAAUCUUACUUCAGCAACCAAUGAUAAACUAGCGCUUGGAGCCUUGAAGGAGAGAGAUCUGUCACAGUCUACUAAUGCUGGUGAAAGACAUGAUAUUAACAGAACAGGGGAGCACAUCAAUACCUCUUCAUCAUCGGAGUCCUCUAGUCUCAACAGGUACAGUGAUACAGUUCCAAGGGUUCUGCACACUUUGGGAGAUGGAAACUCAUGCUUUGUUGAUAGAGAACAUGCAUAUCAGAGUGCAAGGGGUGCAUUUGAAGAUCAGGAGAAUCCAUAUUACAGUCCACGGCAUGACCUUUUUGGUCCAAGGAGGGGAACUUUCCCUAAGAAAAAUUCUUAUGAUGGAUUUGGGGCUUUGUCAGUCAGGCCAACUUCGAGAGGUCAGACAACUGAUUCACCAUGGGCACUGGAAGAUUACCGUCAUGGAAGAGUUCCAAGAUGGGAUAUACCAAGGGAGAAUGAAUGUUUUGACAAGCAGCCUGACUUUGACACUGAGUUCUUUAACAGUGACAAAUUUGGAGGUGCUGCAUGGCUGCCUAGUAGUUCCCAUGGAAGCCCUGGUGCUCAACAAGGAGAUAGGAUGUUUCCGAACUCUGAGGCUAAUGACUUCUCAUCUUUUACAAGAUCCCGCUACUCUAUGCGUCAACCACAUGUUCCCCCACCUCCUGUUGUGACCUCAGUGCAUAGAAGUGCAGUUAACGCUUCUGCUCAACGUGCCAAUUCAUCUUUCAUUGAUGGUGGAACGAGAGAGAGUUCCAGUAAAGAUGAUGAACAAACUACACACAGUCAAUAUGUUGCUGCAUAUGAAGAGGCAUCCCACCAGCAUGGGACAUUAGGUGAAGACAUUGUUGCCAGUGAACAGCAAAAUGGGGACAGGGCGAGCUCUAUGUUGGGCUCACAAUCUUCUCUUUCUGUUUCAAGUCCUCCUAGCUCACCUCCACAUGUUUCACAUGACGAGAUGGAUGUUUCUGGUGAUUCGCCUGCACUGCCAACUUCCUCUGAUGGUGAUCGAACUGUGGUGUCUGACAAUGGCCAUGCAACUUCAACCUUAGAUGCAGCAAACAUAAGCAGAAUCAAUACCUCAAGCAUGGCUUGUCACAUGGAGGAUGAUGAAUGGCCAAGUGAACAUAAUGAAGCCAAGCAAAAACAGGAUGAGUAUGAUGAGGAAGGCAAUAGCUACCAGGUAGAUGAAAUCAAUGGCGCUGAUGACGAGAACCUUGACCUGGAUGGUGAGUUUGCAGAACCUGUUGGGAUGGAACCGGUUAUACUUGGAUUUGAUGAGGGUGUACAGGUUGAAAUUCCCCUGAACAAUGAGCUUGAAUUAACUUCUGUGAAGAGCACUGAAAGGGAAGUUGGUGUACACUCAGGUGUCAUGGAGCAAGAGUUGGGUAGGGGUUCAGUUGGUCAACUUGUUACGGUCACGGAAGCAGAGAAAGCACUCCAAGACUUGGCUCUUGAUCAAGCAAAUACCUCGACAGAUGAAUCUGAUGGUCAUCCAUCCAGUAGCACAGCUGUGUCAAGCUCCAAGUUACCUCAGGCACCAUUGACCAAUCCUAUUAUGUCAUCAACUUCAGGGGUAAUUAACCAAAAUGAAGUUCUUGUUAAUCUCCAGUUUGGUUUGUUUUCUGGGCCUUCUUUAAUACCAACUCCGGUUCCAGCCAUUCAGAUUGGUUCCAUACAGAUGCCAAUCCAUCUCCACAAUCAGAUUAAUCCAUUCGUGGCUCAAAUGCAGCCUUCGUCAGCUCCUUUAUUCCAGUUCGGUCAGUUGAGGUAUGUCCGCCCUAUUGCUCAGAAUGUCCCGUCACAUUCUCAGGCAAUGCCCUCCAUUCAGCUCCCCACCGCAACUCAACACACAUCGAAACAUAAUGCUUCAGGUGGUCUCCCUAAUGAGAUGAAACAUGAUGCCUAUCAGAAUGUCCCAAGAGAGUUAGCCUCUUCUAGCUAUAUCGACAAAUCGGUUUUACCUGCAGCCAAGCUUCCGUGUGUGAUGGAGCAUUCAAAUUUUCAUCAGCCCAAUGCACCUGCAAAUGGCCCGAUAGCUGACAUAAAUGGAUUCCACAGCCAUCUGCAUCUGGACAGAAGUUUGAUUGGGGAAAAUGCAACUUUUGGAAUUUCAAAAGCUGAAGCUCAGCCAAAUCAUGAUUUCUCUUUAAAGAGGAAUCACAAACAUACUGCCAACAACAGAGAAUCUUCUCAUGUUGGUUCAGAUGGAAAAGCCUUGAGUAGCCGAAAAGUUCCAGGUGCUGUAUCUGGUGGAAGAGGAAGGAAAUAUGUGUAUGCUGUUAAAGAAUCUCAUAUGGGAUCGGCAGAUUCAGUUGUUGAACCUUUUCAUAAAGAUUCCAGAGGAUUCCCAAGAAGGUCUCGUAGGAAUAUAAGAAGAACUGAAUUUAGAGUGCGGGAAAAUCUCGAGAAGAACCAAACCCAAGCUUCUGAAUCAUUUAUUUAUGGUGAGCAGAAUGAGACCAAUGGAUCAGCAAGGGAGGCUUCAGUGAGAAAUCUGAACAGAAAGGAAGGUGAUAAGUCACUUAUGACAAAUGACACAAGUGAUGUUAUUGGAGCAGGCUCUUCAUCUGCACCUGCUAAUUACUACAGUAAAACAGAGAGAAGUGUGCAAAAGGCUCCAUCCUAUGAAAGAUCUCAUGGCGGGAACAAGAAAUCUAGAGCAGGUGCUGUUCCUGAAGGACGUGCUAAUACCUCGUUGCAGGCUGGCGCUGUACGUGUUGUUAAGCAGCAAGGCAUUGAAGUCCCUGUUGAUGCAGAUGGUUUCAUUCAAGUAAGGUCCAAGAAACAGAUCAUGAGUGUUAGGAGAGAGCAAAGGGAGAAAGAAAAUAGAUCCAAACUGAGGAUGUCAAAGGCUCCCCGCAAACAGCAUCAAGUUUCUCUGCACAGUUCGAGUUUUAAUAAAGGAACAGUUUCUUUGGGCGUACAACCUGCAAAGAAAGUUUAUUCCGAUUCUAUUGUGGCUGUUGAAGGAAGAGUCCUCAACCAUGUUGAACCAUCAGCUCCAUUCAAGGGUGAUACAUCUCUGAUGACAUCCACAGGGCCACAUUCAAUUAACCCAGGGUCUCAUGCAAAUUACUAUGUGAAGAAGCCUAUCCAAAGUCAGGCAACCUCCGACUUGGUCAUUUCUAGUGCUGCAGCAAAGCUAGUGGCAGGCUUAUCUGAAAGCAAUAAUAAAGAAUCAUCCACUAGCAUGUCAUUUAACAUGUGUUCCUGGGAUAGUUCACAAAUAAACCAACAGGUUAUGCCAUUAACUCAAACUCAACUAGAAGAAGCCAUGAAACCAGCGAAGUUUGAACAAGCAGGUCCUGGCUUUCCUUUGGAGUCCAACCAUGCUCUGUCUCCCACUGCAACCACAGAAAAGGCAUGCACAUCAUCUGCUAGCCCUAUUAACUCUCUUCUGGCUGGGGAAAAAAUUCAAUUUGGGGCAGUUACCUCACCAACUGUAUUGGCUCCAAUCACCCGAACGAUUUCAAGUGGGCUUGGUGCUCCAGGUUCAUCUAGGUCUGAUAUGAAGAUUGACCGAAUCUUGCCUGGUGACAAUAAUGGUACUGCUGUUUUGUUCGAUGAGAAGGCUACUACCAAAGAACCAUGUCCAAAUCCAGAAGUGAUUGCGGCUGAAGCUGAGGCUGAAGCAGCUGCUUCUGCUGUGGCUGUAGCAGCUAUUUGCACUGAUGAGGUAGUUGGAUCUGCAGCGGAUGCAACUGCAGCUUCUGCUCCAGACAACAAAAGCUUUAGCAGUAAGGAUCUCACUGGGUUUACAGCAGGAGGGACAGGUCAACCUGGUCAAUCAUCCAGAGAAGAGCCACUGACAGUUGCUCUUCCAGCAGAUUUGUCAGUUGACACUCCGUCAAUGUCCCUGUGGGCUCCUUUGCCCAGUCCACAGGCACCAGGCCCAAUGCUUUCUCAGUAUCCUGGUGUACAGCCAUCACACUUUUCCUGCUUUGAGAUGAACACUAUGUUAGGAGCACAUCCAUUUGCAUUUGGACCAAGUGAUGAAUCUGCCGGCACUCAGGGUCAACAGCCUCAAAGAAGCAACGCCUUACCUUCAGCACCUUUGGGUGCUUGGCCACAAUGCCAAUCUAUGGUCGACUCGUUUUAUCGUCCCCCAACUGGGUUUGCUGGUCCUUUCAUUAGCCCUGGAGGAAUCCCAGGAGUGCAAGGUCCUCCACAUAUGGUGGUAUACAAUCACUUCGCCCCAGUUGGGCAGUUUGGUCAAAUGGGGCUUGGUUUUAUGGGAGCCCCAUAUAUCCCUGGUGACAAGCAGCCAGAUUGGAAGCAAAACCAAGGACCUUCUGUUGUUGGCGUUAGCCAGAGUGAUCCAAGCAACCAAAAUAUGCUACCUGGUCAAGUAAUCUCACCCAAUGGUCCUACCCAAGUGCAGCAUCUACGACCAAAUUCUAUCAUGCCAAUCCCAUCCCCGCUAACCAUGUUCGACAUGGCUCCAUUCCAGUCAUCUACGGACAUACAGAUGCAACCUUGUUGGCCACAUAUGCCUGUACCGCCUCUACACCCUAUCCCAUUAUCACUGCAACUGCAACAGCAUUCAGUAGAGGGUACACCUGCACCACAGUUUGUUCAUAAUGGGCCAAUUGACAAUAAGUCAAGUGCAAAUAACCGGUUCCAGGAGCCCUCAACAUCUGCUGCGCCAUCAGAUAGCAACAAGAGCUUCCCAAGUACAGCUGGCUCUCAGUUUACUGAUGAGUUAGCGUUGAGCAGUUCAAAUGCUCAAACUGUCCAGCCUUCGUUUGUUCGGACAGGCAUGAUCAGCAAUGAAGUCCAAAACAGUGCCAAAGUUGUGGUCAGGGUGAACCCACCAAAUGUCAACCCUGGAAGUGCUGCAGGGGUGACUAGCAGCCCCAACUCUGGCCAGGUUGCCAGCAUGCACUCCAAGCCCCACCAUUCUUCAUCAUCAUCAGAUCAACAGUACAAACAUCCUGUAAAUAAUCUGGACCGUCGGGCCCAAGUGACCCAAAAGACUGGAACUGUGAAUGAGUGGCCACGUCGGCCAGGAUAUGCAGGCAGGAGUCAAAACUCUGGUUCUGACAAGAACUUGGGCACCGGUAGGAUGAAGCAGAUCUAUGUCGCGAAGACGUCAUCAACAAGUCGACAUGGCCCAUCAGGCUAGAGCAGCAGAUAUGUAUGCUUUUGGCAGGAACAGCUCAAUUUUCUUUGCAUGAGAUACAUGCGAAACACACUCACUGUGUCUGAUCUAUAGUUUGUUGGUGACUAUAGCAUGUGUCAGCUGUCUAUUUAUGGUUCCUUUUCACACAUACAGAAAAGAAAAAGCAGUGUGGUUGCAGUGUUCAAACCUUUUGAAGCAAUAUUGCGUCAUGCCUAGAUAAGUUUCGCAGCUGGUGAAAUAUUGUGUGUAUGUCAAUCGUAUGCUGCCUCAAUUGUUAUUGUGAAUUACUAUUAUUUAUUGCCUGACUCGGAGGGCCAGGUAGCCUCGGAGGAAGAUUGUGAAAUGUGUUUAUAAUCCAAAUUGGAGCUAUUUUUGUGGAAACAAAUCUACUGCAGCGUCCAGUUGUAACAUCGGAAUAUGAUAUUCCUCUUACUUUAUGGACGUUAAAUUAUACCA
This is a messenger RNA of Brachypodium distachyon (stiff brome), 7564 nucleotides long. RefSeq lists its product as uncharacterized. Bases 263 to 7111 code for a protein of 2282 amino acids. The record is from RefSeq and is a predicted model, not a curated record. Lineage: Eukaryota; Viridiplantae; Streptophyta; Magnoliopsida; Poales; Poaceae. The transcript is spliced from 7 exons.